AAGAGAUUGAAGUGGAGUAUAACAUACUAAAAGCACUUUCUGACCACCCUAAUGUUGUUAAAUUUUAUGGGAUGUACUUUAAGAAGGAUGAAAUAAAUGGAGAUAAGCUGUGGUUGGUUCUCGAGGUGUGUCAGCCCAGCUCACAUACACCUGGCACGGCCGGAAUACAUCCAAAGGAACACCAUUUUGGAUGGCUCCUGAGGUGAUUGCAUGUGAACAGCAAUCGGAUACCACGUACGAUGCCAGAUGUGACACAUGGUCCCUGGGGAUCACGGCUAUUGAGCUAGGUGAUGGAGAUCCCCCACUAGCUGACCUGCAUCCCAUGACAGCACUCUUCAAAAUACCAAGAUGGAGACUCUAGCUGCUGCUAGGGAAAAGGGGUGAUGACUGCUCUGGCUGCUUCGUGCUGAGAAGGGGGCGCAGUAAAAGGUGCAGGAUUGGGAUAGCAGUAUAAAAUUAGAAUCAGACUGCUGAUUGCCCAGCAGGAUGUCAUCAACUAUCCAAGCACAGAGCCUGAAGGACCCUGAGAUUGCAGAACUCUUCUCCAAAGAAGAUCCAGAGAAGCGCUUCACAGAUCUCAAAAAAGUUUCCCAGGGAGGCUUUGGAGCAGUGUUUUUUGCACGAGAUGUGCACACCAGUGACGCAGUGGCUAUCAAGAGAAUACCUUUUAGUGGAAAGAAGGCUAUGGAGAGAUGGCAGGGUAUUAUUAAGGAAGUCAGGUUGCUACGAACAUUAAAACAUCCCAACAUUGUAGAAUACAAAGGCUGCUAUUUACAUGAGCACAGAGCAUGGCUUGUAAUGGAAUAUUGUUUAGGAUCUGCUUCAGAUUUGCUGAAAGUUUACAAAAAGCCAUUACAAGAAAUGGAAAUAGCAGCAAUUAUACAUGGUGCUCUUCAGGGAUUAGCCUACUUACAUUCCCGUGCCAUGAUCCAUAGAGACAUCAAAGGAGGAAAUAUCCUUCUGACACCAGGAGGCCAGGCGAAACUUGCUGACUUUGGAUUUGCUUCCAUGGCCUCUUCUGCCAAGUCUUUUGUGGGAACGCCACAUUGGGUGGCCCCAGAAAUAAUUUUAGGCAGGAAUGAAGAACAAUAUGAUAACAAAGUUGAUGUAUGGUCUCUUGGAAUAACAUGCAUUGAACUAGCGGAAAGGGAGCCUCCUUUAUUUAAUAUGAAUGCAAGGCAUGCCUUAUGUCACAUUACCAGAAAUAACCCCCCUACACUACAGUCUAAUGAAUGGUCCAGUUCUUUUCGCAACUUUGUAGAGUCUUGCCUCCAGAAAAACCCUAAAGAUCGCCCUACAUCAAAGAAACUUUUAAAGCACCCGUUUGUUCUUCGGGAGCGCCCUACAACAGUGUUAAUAGAGCUCCUUCAAAGGGCAAAGGAUGAAAAAAAAAGAGUGCUGGACAAUCUGUACAAUCAAAAGACGAAGAAGGUCCUUUCCCAGGAGGCACAUAAAGGGCCAGCACAGGAAGAAAAGGACCAAGAUCAUGGUGUUGGACAGACAAGAGCAGUGCAUAAUAUUGGCGGUCAUCAGUCUAUUCCCCGUAUGUCCAACAGGACCAGGAGUCAAAGCGGUAGGGUUAACAUUCUUCCAGAUGCCUCAGAUAACAAGAAUGAGCUACACAUGAUGGAGGGAAUCCACACAAUCAUGUCUAAGAAUUCUGCCAUCCGUUCAGAAUCUGUUACAAGGGAAAUGCCAGUACAUGAGCUCAGAGAACAAAUGUCUGGCUGUAAGAGAAUGAUGCAGCAACAUCAGAAACAGCUGAUGACUUUGGAAGAUAAGCUAAAGGCUGAGAUGGAUAAGCAUCGUUUCAGAUUAGAGAAAGAUCUUGAAACUCAGCGUAACAACUUUGCUGCCAAAAUGAAGAAACUUAUCAAGACACAUCAGGCUGCUGUGGAAAAAGAGGCUAAAGUGAUGUGCAAUGAGGAGAAAAAAUUUCAACAACAUAUUCAGGCUGAGCAGAAGAAAGAACUGAAUAGCUUUUUGAAGUCCCAGAAGAGAGAAUACAAACUUCGAAAGGAACAGCUUAAGGAGAAGCUGAAUGAAAACAAGAGCACCCCAAGAAAAGAAAAACAGCGAUGGCUUUCAAAGCAGAAAGAGAACAUACAGCAUUUCCAAGAAGAGGAAAAGAUCCAUCUUCUUCAACAUCAGAGACAAUACCUAGAGCUGCAAUGCCAUCGCUUCAAAAGAAAGUUGUUACUUGGGUGCCAUAACUUGGAGCAGGACCUUGUCAGGGAGGAAUUAAAUAAAAGGCAGACUCAAAAGGACUUAGAGCAUGCAAUGCUACUGCGACAGCAUGAAUCCACGCAAGAACUGGAGUUCCGCCACCUCAACACAGUGCAGAAGAUGCGCUGUGAGUUGAUGAGACUGCAGCAUCAAGCCGAGCUCACUGACCAGCUGGAGCGUAAUAAACGGAGAGAGCAAGAACUAAGGCGGAAGCAUGUCAUGCAGGUUCGACAGCAGCCUAAGCUUCUUGACAAAGGAGAACAGAUAAAAGGCAACAGUAAAAGUCUAAGCCAGAUGUCUGUCAUCAAGAAAUUGAAUAAGCUUUUUUUCUUUUCAUUUUAAGCAUGUUUGGUUAGUGUUGGUUUAGAGGGUCUAUAGCUUCAGACUUCUACUUGUGUAUUUCUCAGCAGAGUACCAAAAAAUGGCCAGAACUUUUUAACUGUGGAAAGUGUCAUAAAUAAGAUUCAAAAUUCUCAUUUUAAGUGUACCCAAAUGUCCAGUGUUGAUACUACAAUCUACAUAUCAACAUACUAACCUGCUGGCUUCUCUCUGUUGUUCCAAAUUUUAUAGUUUUGGAAUCUUAUUUCCUCUGAAUGUGAUUUGUAUCCAAAAGAGGCAGUAAGUUCUUAAUUAGUACAGAAACCAGUGAAUGAAAAAUGCCUUUUUACCCCCUCUCCCUACAUUGUCAAUACUCAUCUUUAGAGGAAUAGUGGAAUUAUCACACUGUUACCCCCAUUCUUUCUGUGUUUGGUAACAUAGGUAAGACCAGGGCAUGUGUAGUUGGAGUGUAUUUUUUUAAUUAGUACAUCAGAGUGAAGCAAGUUAUUAUAUGCCCUCUUGUAGACAAAUAAGGAAAGACAAGU
Molecule: messenger RNA, 3089 nt
Organism: Manis pentadactyla (Chinese pangolin)
Lineage: Eukaryota; Metazoa; Chordata; Mammalia; Pholidota; Manidae
Product: serine/threonine-protein kinase TAO1-like
Exons: 19
Coding region: 487-2568 (693 amino acids)
Biological process (GO): execution phase of apoptosis; protein phosphorylation
Molecular function (GO): ATP binding; protein kinase activity
Source: RefSeq, a predicted model, not a curated record